Molecule: messenger RNA, 5051 nt
Organism: Limulus polyphemus (Atlantic horseshoe crab)
Lineage: Eukaryota; Metazoa; Arthropoda; Merostomata; Xiphosura; Limulidae
Gene: Pstk
Product: L-seryl-tRNA(Sec) kinase-like
Exons: 7
Coding region: 200-1360 (386 amino acids)
Molecular function (GO): tRNA binding; kinase activity
Source: RefSeq, a predicted model, not a curated record
GACCAGUCAACAAUGAUCGAGUUUACAGCAACCCUUGUGUAAUGACACUCUAUGUCAGCAAACGAAUUAUAUUUAAUUCGUCUUUUUUAUUACGUUUGUAGUUUCAACACAUUAAUAUAUCCACUCACAGCACAGCAUUAGAUUUCAAUUCCAGUUCAAACCAAAAUGUUUUGUACUGCUCACCAGUAAUUAACUUCACAUGGACAAGAUGGAUGAGAAUAUUACUGGCUGUAUAUGUUUGAUCUGUGGUAUACCUGGAGCAGGAAAGAGCUGGUUCAUUAAAAAUUUAAACAGCUUAAUAAAUGAACAAGAACUCUGGAGAGAAAAAGAUCAUGUAAUGAUCAAUAUAUGUAAAACAAAACAAGAGAUAGUAUCACAAGACGAAAAAAGAAUUAUCCAAAAGGCUAACAUUUUCAAGCAUGUCUACAACAUUAUUUAUGAUCAGUUUGUUUCAUCAGACACGCAACAACAACUGAUUCUUGAGCCAGGAGCUUGGAGAGGGAGUAGAAAAAGCCUAAUUGAUAAUGUUGAAGCACUUCUAAAUGAUGUUGGCUUUAGGCCUGAAAACAGAAAGGAAGAUGUAGCAGUAAAGAGAGAUUGUUCAAGUGAAAAUAUAGUAUUACAGAAAACUUUAAGUGAAAGCAAUUUAAAGCCAAGCUGUUCUGGUCACUGUGUGUUGUUUCUUGUAGAAGAUAACAUGUAUUACCAUAGCAUGAGAUACCAGUGGUUUCAACUAGCAAAGAAAUAUGGUGUAGGGUUUUGUCAACUUUUUCUCCAGUGCUCCUUGAAAGAAGCUAUUCAAAGGAAUAAGAUACGAGUAAAUAAAGUUCCAGAAUCAGUUAUUAGAAAUAUGUUCAAGAAAUUAGAGAUUCCUGACAUGGAGCAAAAUAAGUGGGAGAAGAAUAGCUUGAUUAUAGACACAUCAGUCAACACCAGCUGGUUUAAAAGUCAUCUGAAUAAAAUAAUCAGCCUCAUACACCAUGCUGCCAUCAAUCCAUAUUACAGUAUAGAAAAGGAUGAAUCAGAAAAGGUAGACCAGAAUCUUGUUUUUGACAGUAAAAAGCAAGCAGCACAAGUCACAUGUUGCUGUAACACCAUACAUCAAGCAGAUAACAUUUUGAGGACACUUACUGGUGAAAAAAUUACAGCUGUGAAAAAAACUACCAGCAACAAACAGGAACUUCAACAGUAUGCAAAAAAAGUAAAUAAUGCAAGGCAGGCUGUCUUAACUAAACUGAGAGAAGGCAAAGAAAAGUUUCCACAAAAAAUUAUACAAUCUGUACAAGAAGGGAAAACAAAUGAAGUACGAGAGAAUAUUAUGUUCAUCCUUUUGGAGCUUUUGGAAAAAAAUAUGGACUGAAAACUUAAUAGCUGCUUGAAGUAUAAUAAUAAUAAAUUACUACACGUGAAAUUAAUACAUGUAAACCAUUAAAAUUGAUUAAAAUAACUUUUACAGAAUAAAGAAAAUUGUGGUAUUCUGUGUCACAUAUUGAUGAAUAGGAAACAAAUAAAUUGUAAGCAUAAUAAUAGGGCAAGUUCUAUAAUGAUAAAGAAAAAUAAUUUAUAUCAGUGUUGUUAUGAGAGAUGACUUGCACAAUGAUAACAAUUACAAACAAAGAUUUCAAUUAUUAGUAAAAACUUUUAUAAUAGUGGUUGACUUAUUCGGUGUGACUAUUUGUUAUUAAAAAGCUUUACAAAUCAUGAUCGAGUUCUCUUAGAGUAAGAAGUGAGAUUGGUUGUUUUAUGUAUAAUUGUUUAUACUGCUAUUAAAAGACUGUCAAGUCUUAUUUACAGACCCAAUAACAACAGACAUACCAAGGAAGCUUACUGACAAAUCAGUAGAGUUAACAUUUUAUAUAAAAACUCAAAGUUUAGCCCUUUUAAAAAUUGUUACUCAUCAACUGUAUUAUAUAAUAAUGUUAAUUCUACUUCAUCAAGGGCCUUACAAUUUCAAAUAAAAGCAAUUUACAAUGUAUAUCAAUUAUAAACAAAGAAACUGCUUAAUUUGAAAAUUAAAUUCUCCCAACAUUUUUCUGUACUUCUCAAGUGAAUAGGAAAACUUAAUAGUUGCUUGAAUUGUAAUAAUAAUACACUACACAUGAAAUUAAUAUGUAAACUGUUGGAUGAUACUUAAAUGCUGCUUGUGUUAGUUAUACUUACAUAAGAAGAGGGGAACAUGAUUGACGUAUUUGGCCUAUAUUUAUCUCUGGUGCUUAAGUAAUUUUUUCUUAUACAUCAAGAUAAUAUUGCUGACCUCAUAAGACUAUCUUUAUUAUGUGUGGACAAAACUGCAAGAUUUCUUACCCAUUUCACAUUCUAUCUGUACCUCUUAAAAUUAUUACUUCCUUAAUCAGCAUCAUUGACUUUUUACAAAAGUAAACAGUGCCUAUUUUAAUUUGGUCAUAAUCAUGUUAACUCACAUAUGCAUAUUUAGCUAUACACACCUCACGUGCACAAGGUCUAUCCACUGGACUGACCCAAUAUUGCAGAAGGAAUGUUGACUAUAGUUCUGAAUUUACUGUGAAUAUCUACACAAAAUGUUGUAAGCUUUUAGUAAGAUGUUUACAAAAUUAUUUGUACUAAAGAUAUGUCUGUGAACUGUUGGCAUCAGUUGGAUAUGGGCUCUUGACAAGUCAGAAUGUAAAAUGAAGUUUACAUGAAGAAUAAAAAUACCAUCUUACACUUUACACAUUGCAUUUGCAUAACUUCUAGAACCUCCAAAAUGCACAUCUAAUUCUUUUUUUGGUACCUCUGGAUAUUUUAUCUAGUAUUUACUCUCCUUUACCACAAAGUUUUUUCUAAAUCAGCAAUGUAAUGUAAAAUUAGUAGUUGAUAACUUCCGACGUCAAAUACAUAAUACCAUGUUGAAUGUAGCAUGUGGAUGUUGACCCCCAAACCCACGCAUUUUCCAGUUAUUUGAUUAGAUCAAUAUGACACUGUGCACUUAUGUUUUUCAUCUUUUCACUUGGUUAUAUUCCAUUUAUUUUUAAUGUUUUAAUUUAACUGGAGCAAAGCUAAAUUAAAAGAUGAAUUUUUUUACUUAGACAAAUUUUGUCUAAUUUCAAUUUUAUGGAAUCAAAAAUAUAUUAAUCACUAGAUUUGGUAACUUUUCACUUGGUAAAAAUAACUUAAAAUUACUAAACUUUACUAAAUGCUACCCUUUUUUAACAUAUUCCAUUGACUUAAUGCAACUUUUAACCCCUUGCUUACUAUAGAGGCAUACUUAAGUUAGUUUUCACACUCAAUCCAAUGGUUAUGGCUUUGUAGGCUCUUUUUACAAUAAAUAAAUCAAAUAAAAAAUUUCAAUAUUUUUGUCAAAUUUCCCAAUUUUUCUUGUGUUCAUGGAAAUACAAAAUGUCUGGUUAUGAUUUGUCUCUUGAAUUUCAUGCAAAACCACUUGAAGGCUAUCUGAGCUAGCCUUCUCUAAGUUAGAAGUAAUAGCCUAGAGGGAAGUCACCUAGUCAACACUACCUACUGCCUACUCUAAUCAGAUAGUGGGAUUCAUCUUUACAAUAUAAUGACCCCACAACUGAAAGGGCAAGCAUGUUUGGUGAUGGGAUGCCAACUCAGAGAUUAUGAGUUGAGCACCCGAACCAUCAGGCCACAUCUGGUUGUGAAAGGUUUAAUGCUACAUGAUCAAAUCAAAGUUAUAUUACAAAUAUUACUAUUAAUUUUUACUUUUCUUUUAGCAAACAUAUCUGUAAUGACUAAGCUUUAAAGUGACAUACAUCUCUGAAAUUAUUUGUAAAAUAAAAAUAGUAAAAUAAUUAUAAACUUGUUCCAUACUGGCCAGGUAAUUAAUGGUUAUAAAAUUAGUGAUUAAAGAUUGACAUAUAUAGCCUGCAUGUAAUAUUGACUAAAACAAUAAGGAUACAUUCACUAUGAAGCCUAUCAUGCAAUACUGACAGAACCUGUGAGGAUAGAUUUAUACAUACAACACCAGAGCAAGUAUAUAUGUCUAGUAAGAGAAGAUAAUACAAUAAAUGAAAAUCAUCAGGAAACAUUACUAUUGAUAAAUUAAGCUUAUUAUAACAUUUUGAUAGACCCAAUGAAGAAAGAUUUGCACAAGAAACUCAUCAAGAUAAACUAAGAACUUAGUUAUGAAAGAUUCACAUAUAACCUCUUCAGAACAUAUUGAGCCCUGUGAGAAAAAUAUCCAGUAUAAACUCAUGAGCAAAUAUUGGAAGAACCAACCAAACAAUAAAUGUUUACACAGGAAGCUCCCUAGAAGGAACCUAGUGAAGAAAAUUUUACACAGAAAUCAACUUGGAGAGAGUAACAGAUUCAAUAAUUAAAAAUUUAUACCAGGAGCCCAAGGACAUACUUAAACAAUAAGAAAUAAUAAAAAACAUAUCCAUUUAGGAAAUAUUGACAGAUAAAUGAGCAAAGACUUCCACAUGCAGCUCAUCAGAGCAAGUUGAGAAACCCUGUGAUAAGAGGUAUACACAUAAAAACAAAUUGACAGAUCCAUUUUUUUGCAUGAUAUUCACCAUAUCAAGAAAUCCAAAGAAGCUAAUACUAGCUUACUGGUAAACCCAAGUACAAAGAGACUUAUAAAUGAAGCUUAUCAGAACUAACUGAAAAACAAUUUACAUAUGAAGACAAUAACAGUGAACUGACAGACCAAGUGAAAAAGCCUCACACAGAAAAUACAGUGAGGAAAAGAUUUGCAGAAAAAAAACAUAAAGACAUAGUACCACACUUCAUUAAGAAAUAUGUACACACAAACACAUUAAAAGACACUAUAGAAUUUAACCAUGAAGCUUAUCAGAAUACAUUAACAGGGCAUGUGAUUAAGUCAAGCCAGUCAGAUCAAUAAAUACUUUAAAAUGUUUUGACUUUUUAUACUGAACUACUGAAAGAAAUUCAUGGUAUAAUUAGUUUACAAAAUAUUAUAAUAAAUAACAUUUAACAUUAUUUGUAUUCUAUUAAAAAAACACGUCAUCUAAAAUCACCAUACAGUUGAAACUCUUUUAUUCAGAUUCUUCAUGACAUAGUUGAUUUUUUCACAGUCCAUCUUAAUUAAACAAAAAUUUUGAACUAAGAUAAAA